Salvia hispanica is the source of this 1033-nucleotide messenger RNA. It is a transcript of the gene ABCI17, whose product is annotated as non-intrinsic ABC protein 3. Gene Ontology annotation, cellular component: membrane. The record is from RefSeq and is a predicted model, not a curated record. Lineage: Eukaryota; Viridiplantae; Streptophyta; Magnoliopsida; Lamiales; Lamiaceae. Gene Ontology annotation, biological process: phosphate ion transmembrane transport. Gene Ontology annotation, molecular function: ATP hydrolysis activity; phosphate transmembrane transporter activity; ATP binding.
ACUGCUGUCCAGUUCUUGAUUCCCUACCCAGUGCCCACUCAUUUUUCUUGUUCAUCUCAGGAAGGUUUCUACUGAACCUCUACUUUUUUGGCUACACGAUUCUUUAAAGACACCGAAAAAAAACCCAAUCUUUCUCCUACAAACUCUCUGCUUCAGCAAAUGGAAGCAGCUUUUGAAGUGGAUGGAGGAGGAGAGCGCCUGCUAGGUUUGGUAGAUGGGCACUCUCCUGAAAUGAAAAUAGAGGUGAGGGAUCUGACAAGGGUUUCUGACAAGGGUGUAAGAAUACUGAACAAACUCAACCUAGACAUUCCCAAAGGACUGAUCAUGGGGGUGAUCGGGCCGAGUGGCAGCGGGAAAUCCACAUUUCUUCGCAGCCUCAACCGGUUAUGGGAGCCUGCCUCUGCUACAGUGUUCUUGGAUGGUGUGGAUAUCUGUCAGCUUGAUGUUCUCAGCCUUCGUCGAAAAGUUGGUAUGCUGUUCCAGCUUCCUGUGCUGUUUGAAGGAACUGUUGCAGACAACGUGCGUUAUGGACCACAGUUAAAGGGAAACAAACUAAACGACAAUGAGGUAUACAAGUUAUUGGCUCUUUCAGAUCUCGAUUCCUCUUUCUACAACAAGUCUGGCGGAGAGCUAUCUGUUGGUCAGGCGCAAAGGGUUGCUCUCGCAAGAACUUUAGCUAACGAGCCAGAGGUUUUGCUGCUUGACGAGCCAACGAGCGCAUUGGAUCCGAUUUCAACCGAGAACAUAGAAAAUGCUCUGGUGAGACUGAAGAAAGAACAGGAAAUGACAAUCGUUAUAGUAUCUCACAGCAUCAAACAGAUACAGAGGAUUGCCGAUGUGGUGUGCCUUGUUGUAGAUGGGGAGAUUGUUGAAAUCUUGAAACCUGAUCGCCUCUCCGAGGCUAAGCAUCCCAUGGCACAAAGGUUCUUGCAGCUUAGCUCUUAAACUUUUAUAUAUUUGUCACAGCAGUCAGCCACGAAAAGUUGUACCGAUAAACUUGUGCAAUAUGUAUAAUAUGCCAUGUUGAUGAUCA